GCACACCUGUUCGACACAAUAGAGAAGAUGGCCGCCAGUACCGUUCAGUGAAUGGCCGAGAUGUUGAUACGUGAAUUUUGAGUGAUUCGAAUGUUAAAAAGGGCGAAUUGGCGAGCGAACGCAUCGGAAAAUGAUCGCUGCGAGUGUUUCGAGUCGGUGAACGGUGUGAAGUGCGUGCCCGGAACGCAAACUGAUCGGAUAAACGUGCGAAAAAAUGUGAGAUCUCUUUGUGUGGUUGCGGUGGCCCUUGUACAUAACUGUGCGACACAACGCACGGUUUUCGACGUUUCCACAUCUCGACGACGGUUUUAUGUUGCUCUCGGAUUACAAUAGGAUCGCUCGUGGAAUGUGCAGAAUCGAGUCGUGAGCAGCAACAGUCGAGAAGGAUGGACUGUCCUCGGGUCGUUCCGGUCGGAGACGACGCAGACACCGACACAAGUGCAAAUCAAAGUGAUCAUCAGGGUGAUCAGAGUGCCUCUCCUUCUUCUAAUUCAUCUUACUCCUCCUCUCCUUCUUCGACAGACUGUUCGGGUGUGAUGAGUGCGCGUCGCCGCCGCCGUCGACGGCGACUUCUGUCAACGGCAAAAGGAGGCGGCGGCGGCGGCGGCGGCGGCGGCGGAUGGACCGGUAAACUUAGUUUCGGUGAUGUGAGUUCGUGGUUCGCGGUGUUGAUCCUCUUGAUCGGACUGUCUCAGUCGAGCGACGGCUUCGCCAGUGAGUUCGACAAAACCGAGGAGUUCAUGGACAAGAUCGGGCUGGAGAAAUCGAUCGCCGCCGUCUUCAACAAAGUGGCCUACGGCAGCACCACGAAGCGGUCCAUUCCCGACAACGCGUAUCCGGUGACGACGCUGGCGACGCCCCUCCUCACCACGUACCGCUACUCGGACGGCAACGACGAGUGGCUCAGGGUGGACCUGAAGAACUCGCAGGAGACUGCUCGAGCCAACGUGGACUUCGAGCAGCCCGAAUUCGCCGACCUGGAGAAGGACCACGCUCUGCCCACUUCGGCGCCCGCCGCGGACAUCCUCAAGAACAACAACAACAAGAACUACAACAACCCGAACAGAUACAACAACGACCGAUUACGACCCGACUUCCAGCCCAACGGAGGCGACGCAGGCGGCGCCCAAGAACACGUCACCGAGAACGUGUACAAGACCACCACCACCUACAACCUGCUGCGCAACGUCAAACCCACCAAAUCCAUGUACAGCAAGGACAUCCCGAGCUACGUGCCGCCCAGCAGAGCCUUCUUCACGCCGCCGCUGCCCCCCGAGUACCAGAAUCCCUUCGCCGACAAACCCACGCUGCGAGGCACCAACUCGGAGUCGUACGCCAACCGCAGACCGAUUCCGCCGCCCUCCCUCAUGCCCAACAAGGACCGGAUCCCCUUCAGGCCGGACCUGCCCAAAGUGAACGCCGAAAGAGUUCCCGAACGCAUCGGAGGCGUCAACUCGCAAAAUAACAACAACAACAACAACAACGGCGGUGCCGCGCCGGACAAGAACGAGAAGAAAAAGUCUCUCAACACUCCCUCGCAAAGCGUCAAACUGGGAGAGUUCUACGGACUGAAUCGGGCCUCGAACGACACCAAUUUCGAGUACGAAAAGUCGUACGUGCCCUCCAUCACCCGCAUUCUGAGCGGCUCGAACGGUCGACACGACGACAUUCCCGACAUUCUGUUGAGGACCGUCACGGCCACCCCCAAUUUGCAUCACCAUCAUCACCAACAACGACCAGAGUCCAAGUCCAACAACAACAACAACAACAACAACAACAUCAAAACACGGGCUCCCGAACCGAAAGUGGCGGCACCACCUGCACCUCCACCGCUGCCGGCCGAACCACCGAUAGAAGCCGACUCGGAAGAGGACGCCGAAGACAGACCGGCCCAAUCGCCGGGUCAAGAUCGCGGACAGAUGGAGGAGACGGGCACCAGAGAAAUCGUCCGGGACCGAUCGGAGAGUGUGACUGUGAAAAAAGAAAUUGGGGGAGCCGCACCGGUUCCCGCUGCCGACGACGUCACCACCCAAAUGUCCGACACCAUGAAUCUGGCCAACGUGAAGGAACGCGAGGGAAACGCCACCAAGAUCGACUCCGAUUCGGUGUGGCGCAUCUGCUGGCGAGUCCACGUCUACCUCGUCGUCUUCUGCUACAUCCUCUUGGCCGCCUUCUCCAUCUACAAACUGAUCCGGUACGAAAACGAUCCGCACAUGUUCUCGAAGAGCUACUUCCUCACCGUCCAUCUGAUGCUGACCGUCAUCUGCGUCUUGCGCAUCUUCUAUCUCAUCUACGACCCCUACAACGAAGGCAGAUCGUUCAACGUGUUCCUCUACGAGUUCUUGCACAGCUUCCCGUUGAGUCUGCUCGCCACCACGUUCGCAGUCCUCAUUCUGUUCCUGCUGAAACGCACCCUCACCCACCUGGAAGUGAAAACUAGGCCCGUCUUCUUGGUGGUGUUCGCACUGCUGCACAUAGUCCUGUGUUUCUGCCUGAGUGUCUUCGAAAGCUUCGGCUAUCUGGAAAAGGCCGGUCUGACCAUCUGCAAGCCGGUGUUCGUGUUGCUGUCGUGGGCGUUGGGCGUCAGCUAUCUCUACUUGUAUCGCAUCAUCAAAAACGUGUUGGCCAAAAAGAGUCAGAACCUGUCGGAGAUGUGCUCGCAAAACAUUUCGUACGCUUCGCACAUCACGAUCGCAGUCGCCCUCCUGUUCGUGCUGCUCGGCUUCGUCCAGCUCUACGCCCUCUUCUUCAUCAAGGUCGACCGGUUCGACGGCGAAAUCAAACACCACUGGAUCCUGUGGAGCUUCGAACUGUCCGUUCGCUUCAUCGAGAUAUCCAUCAUCACCCUGUUGGCGGUCGUCGUCAGUCUGCGAAUGUCGCAACGGGAGAAACAGAUCGCGGGCGGUUUCCCGCUCUUCCCUUGCACGACCAGCGACUCCAGCACCGACAACAUCUACCCCAACAACUGCAACACCAAUCCUAACGCGCUCAACUACAGCAGACAGGAGAUGAUACUGGAUCAGCUGGACCACCGGCAGGAGCCCCCUCCACCCAUCGAGAGACCCUCCAAUCUUCUCAAGCACGCCUUCCAGAACGAAAGCUUCGACAAGAAGAGCACGCUGGAACGGUACCAGAGCGACGGCAGCGACCGCGCCUCCUCCAAUCUGGACCGCUUCGAACGUCCAAAAUGGGGCUCGGAACGUUGCUUCGAUCCACCCCCACCUGGCUUCGAACGGGGCUCUCUCAGAACCACUUCGGAUUCGAGAAGUUCCCGCACCAAAUACUACACCAAACCCAAAUACGACGACUUCUCGCCGGAGAAAAACAUCUACAGCGAGCCCCUCGACAACAACCACCAUCACCACCUGCAGCAGCAGCAGCAGCUCCAGCACCAGUACGAACGGACGGUGCACGAGUUCGAACGCAACGACUUCGAUCGAAGGUCACGCAACUCGUCCAACACGUCCGGCAGACGGUCCCGCAAAAACCACGCCCGACCCCACUUGGGAGUGCAAACGUUGCCUGGAGGAGGAGGAGGAGGAGGAGGAGGAGUGGGCAUGCCCCCGACUGCAGCAGCCACACACGCCGACUCCAUGCUCGUGGACGAACAAGGCUUCGUCCGAUUCCGACACCUGCACGACGACGAGAUGAUGACCGACUCCAAACCGAGAAAGUCGAAACGACAGAACGGCGGCAUCGCCGUGGGAUUGGGAGGCGGAGGCGGCGGCGGCGGCGGCGACGACAUGCACGGCUAUGCGGAAGCGUAACUGUUGAUACGCGUGGGAGGGAAAAUUAAGGGGGUGCAGCAGCCCAAAAAAGGGGAGGUGUUUCUUUGAUCGACACGAUCGACACGAUCGGGCAGAGAGAAUUAAGUUUUUACAUGAUGAUUGCUUGCCUACUUAAUUUAUCGUACUCGUCACUUUCUCUCUGCUCGUGACAAACACAUCUCGGACUCUGAACAAUCACGGUCAUCAAUUAAUAUGUGUACGAAACAUUUUCCUCGUUUUCUCCAUUAAUUUUCUCGUCCACGUCGACAUUGUUUUCCUUUCGAAUUUCCAAUUGUCAAUUAGACAACAACAACAACAACAUUAAUUAACCGAUCAAAAUGAAAUAAGAGAGAAAGAGAAAGCAAGAGGAAGGAAACUCGUGAAAGACGAGAUUAAACUUGAAAAUACUCACAAAGUGAAAUUUUAGCCAUGACUUAAAUUUUUUUAUGAGCAACAAAAGGCAGCUAGAUUUUAUGAAAAGAAGAACCGUUACUACUGUGUUGUUCGUACAGAGGAUACGAACAAAUUCUUUUUGUAAAUUAAACAAAGUGAUAAUAUUAUAAAUACUGAAUAAAAUACUUUUCAAUGUUUUCAAACAUAAACUGUUUAGUAUUUAGCUUAGGAUGAUAUUGUAUAUUAUAUUUGAACUGUACAUAACUAUAUUUAUAAGUGACUGUAUUUUUAAUUCGACUCUCUUUUUUUUACAUCUAAUUUUUUUUACGUACGUUGCUACUUUCUUUUUUUCAGUUGUUGUCUCCCGCGGUUCGCGUUCGUGCGGCGUCGAAAUGACCGUCUCGUUGGUGGUGACGUCCCCUUUACAACCGUCACCGCUCUCUUCUCAUCCCCCUCCCCUAAAAAUGCUUACUUUCGACGCAGCCGUGAAAAAACGACUGAUUGACUGACUUUUUACAUUGAAACGAUUGAUGAUUUCACGCGACGAACCGACGAACCGACGAAGAGUGUUGAUUUGUUGAUGAACACGCAGCAGCACUUACGAAUCAAGUAAUUAUCGACCGUCCGUUCUAAUUAAUCAUCUCAUUCGUUAUUGUGUUUGCAUCGUUUCGUAGACGUAUGUUUUUCUUGUAAAUAUUUGUAUUUAAAACGAAGAUUGAAUACCUACCUAUGCCAACAAAUAUUUAGCAAACUUGCCAUGACUUAUGAUAUUGGGUUUUUUAUACAUACAUACAUAUAUAUAUAUAGGUAUAUAUUUGACUAUUCUUUAUUUUUGUAUAUUUUUUUACAGUAUUAUUACACAUUAACCGUACGUAUUUAUUCGAAUUUCGCGUUUUUUUUUUUUUCGUUUGUUUGUUUGUUUCAUCCAUCAUCAUUUUCACGUUUCGAUUCAGUCCCAUAAACAAUUAAACAAACAUUCCCCGUGUGUGGAGGAGAAUUUCAUCGUUCCUAUUUUAUUUUAUAUUCUUCGUUACGACUAUUGCUAGUUUCGUGUACUUACUUACUUUCGUUGAUAUUUUGCCAGUAAAUCUCAGCUAACUGUGAAUAGAUUUAGAUUUUAAAUACGAUGAAAGAUGAGCAGCAAAUUUAUUGUUUUCGAUGUUUCACAUUUUUCAAAAGUACAUAUUUUUAUUCGGGUCGUGAGAAUCGACGGUGUCGACGACGACAAUCGAUGGAGGAGCACAUUUCAAUUCUCCACGUUCGUCUUCGAAUCGAUUCCUCAUCACCCUCCUCUCGACUUAUUGUAUAAAACAACAAUCUUUUCAACUUGUAUAAAAUGAUUGUAAAAUAAUAAACAAGUGGAUAUAAAAUUA
Messenger RNA from Aethina tumida (small hive beetle), 5533 nucleotides. RefSeq lists its product as uncharacterized. NCBI's taxonomy places the organism in Eukaryota, Metazoa, Arthropoda, Insecta, Coleoptera, Nitidulidae. The record is from RefSeq and is a predicted model, not a curated record. The coding region runs from base 387 to 3767 and encodes 1126 amino acids. The transcript has 2 exons.